AUGGCAUCCCCUGGUUGUCAUCUACUACAGAAGUAUAAGGACUGCACAUUACAAGCCAAGAAUAGGCCGAUGACUAUGAGGAGGCAUCAAUUCCUGUUAGACUUUAGUCAAGAGAGGGUCAGACGAUACGUCCUUAAGAAGUUGAGGUCCAUCCUAUCGAGUUGCAACAUAGCCUAUGUGAAGUGGGAUAUGAAUCGUCAUUUAACGGAGGCUCAGAGUGCUCUACUAUCUGAUGAUAGACCCCAAGGGGAGACCAUGCACAGGCAUAUGCUUGGAGUCUAUCAGGUCCUCGACUCUAUCACUUCCGAGUUCCCUCUGGUACGCUUUGAGACAUGUGCAGGAGGAGGUGGCAGGUUCGAUGCCGGCAUGUUGUAUUUUGGUCCCCAAAUUUGGGCAUCGGAUAACACCGACGCCUGCUGUAGAGCACGUAUACAAUCGGGCCUCUCUGUGGGUUACCCCAUGAUUACUAUGGGCAGUCACAUUACAGCCACACCUAACCAUCAAACUGGGCGGGUCCUGCCGGGAAAUGUGAGAGGAGGAAUGUCCAUGCUUGGUGCCAUGGGCGUGGAGUUGAACCUCAUGAAGGCCGAUGUGGAGCUUCUUGAGGAGAUCAAAGCGUUACUGCAUGUCUACAAAUCAGCAAUUGAUUCUAACCUUCUCAAGGGGAAAUUCUAUAGACUUUGGGACCCUUUUGACAUGCACUCGACACAGGCAAGUAUUCGGUGCGGAGGCAACAGCUUGGAUGGAAGUAGCAUGUGA
Messenger RNA from Perkinsus marinus ATCC 50983, 759 nucleotides. RefSeq lists its product as hypothetical. The transcript is spliced from 5 exons. Gene Ontology annotation, molecular function: alpha-galactosidase activity. Bases 1 to 759 code for a protein of 252 amino acids. The record is from RefSeq and is a predicted model, not a curated record. Lineage: Eukaryota; Perkinsozoa; Perkinsida; Perkinsidae. Gene Ontology annotation, biological process: carbohydrate catabolic process.